UCCUCCUUCAUCUUAUUCACUAACCUUGUGAAUAUAUGUCGCAAUGGUCCUCUUGCUCGUCUGGGACGAUCCAUGGUUCCUUUCUUGACAAGUCUCCAACCGCACGGAAAAUCACGUCGAGGUCACCAAAUUUCGAAAGACGGCUAAAUCUACCCGAUCUAGACUCUGACUCGUAAAUAAACGAAAACUUGUCUCGAGGAAAAGUCAGAUACACUCCCAGAACUUUUAUUGACCACGCAAAAUAGUAUCAGUAUCACAAAGUCUGAUAUUUCUGACAAUGGGGUUCACAAUUUUCACAAUUAUCAAAAACGGUAUCGAGUUAUUUCUAGUCUAUCAUUUUUACAUGUAACGCCAUAGAAAUGUCUGCCAAUUAUUUUACACUUAAAAUUAUCUGUGUACAUUUACGUCGUAAUUUAACAUCAACUUUCCAACUUCCAAUGAUGUGCUUCCUUCCAACUUUCGAAUUUGGUCUAAAUGAGCUUAAACCGAAUGUUGCAUACAAUAAAAUUUUUUUCGUGCUUAACUCAAUGUUGGGUUAGCAAUAAGACAAUCGGAACAAUAGCAUUGAGCGCCUUUGUCCUAAAUUUCAGUAAGCUGACAAUUUUAUAAGUUUAAUAUGCGGCAUAUUUGUACACCAGUGACCUCGAGGAUCUCCUUGAAAUCUAUGUCUAUCUAUUUUACACAUUUUAUUGAAAAUUUGAACCCCGAUCGUGUCUUUUGAAGGCUGCAGCGGUUUUAUUAAUAUUAAAACAACAUCGAUAAAAUAAUUCGCACAUUUUAGAGCUUAACGAAGACAUUUCCCGACACUAACAAACAUGUCAAAUUGAUCGGUUUUGUAGCUUUUCUUCUGACUUAUGUGUCGAUGACGACGAAGACGACGGACACGAUAAUCUCAUAAGUCAUGAGAAUGAAUGAGAAUCAUGAGAUUUAUACUUUGGCCUACGCCGCUCAAGAACAUUAUAUAGGGCACGCUAUUUGGCGACCAAGUAUAAACCGGGCGUGAUGACUCAAAAGCAUAAUCCCAGCUGCACGAAGGUAUGUACAUAGAGCUGCUCAAAUUACAAUAUUCAUAGUCAAAGUACAGUAAAUGACAUGGAGUAGUUUUUUAAGUAAAAAAUAUGCCAACAGUGUAGAAAAAAACACCACUCGAUGAAAACUUUCACUUUGCUGCUCAAACGUGACAAACCCAUAAACUAUGCGUACAUAGAUGGGUAGUUACGAACGAACGACGAGCAAAUCCUGAUAACAUGAUACUUUACACUUGGCCCCGAAAGAUGGGUGGUUUUGAGUAGUUGAGCAGAACCUGUACGAAAUAUAUUGGCGUGGCAUUGAAGAGAAAAGGCAUGAUACAUUUCCUACCCGUUUCAGUUUGCGUUGUACUUUCUCCUUGAGAAAAUCCUCCAUCCAUCCAACCAACAUAACUCACACGUAGUGAAAGUGAAGCUUGGAUCGUCUCAUCACUUGCAAACGUGAAUUUAUACAUAAGUACGAGCAGAAGCAACACACCAAGCAACUGGUGGAGUUCUGUGGGCAACUUGAGAUUUUAGCUUUCACCAGAUAUAUUUCUUCUGUAUAAUUGUAUGUCAUAGUUUAAUCGUCAUUUUAUUAACUCCUUCUUGCUCGUUGAGAUGGAAGACCCACUUUUUGAGGUCUUUAACCAAACUGCUUUUGAUGUGUACUCUUUAAACUGUUACGAGACUGACAACACGACACACGUCGUGAAAGGUGAAAGUGACGAUUUUGGAGAGGGCUGGGAUAUUCUAAAACAUUCGAUGGGAUGGACAGUAGUUUUAAUUUGCGCCUAUGUUGCUAUUUUUAUUAUUGGGAUAGUGGGAAAUAUUAUGGUAGUUUGUGUUCUGGUUUUUCGCCCCCAGAUGAAAACCGUGACGAAUAUGUUCAUCCUAAACCUCGCUAUAGCCGAUUUGUUGGUCAUCAUGUUUUGCGUGGCUCCCACAUUAUUGACCAAUAUUUUGAUACCCUGGAUUCUUGGACCAUUUAUGUGCAAAGCUGUAGCCUACGUGCAAGGCAUUUCCGUUUGCGCCUCAGUUUACUCCUUGGUCGCAAUCUCCUUGGAUAGGUUUCUCGCAAUAUGGUUUCCAACGAAAAUGCCGAGAGGGCUGUCCAAAUUUCAAGCCCGGAUCAUAAUUCUCUGUAUCUGGAUUUCUGCUGCGACGAUCGUGUCCCCCUGGAUGGUGGUGUUUGUCUUGAAGGAGAAGGACGGCUAUUCCUAUUGCGUCGAGUCCUGGUCCUCACCAUUUAAGAGCAAGCUAUUCUUUGUAAUUGGAAACUUAAUCCUCUGCUACGCUCUCCCACUCGUUCUGGUCAUUCUUAGCAAUGGAUUGAUCUGGUUGCAUGUGGCCAAGAGAAAAGUGCCUCAGGAAUCAGCAUCUCCUGCCGCAAUCAAAAGAGUCCACAAAAAGACCAGGCAUGGAGUUAUAAAGAUGUUGACCUGUGUCACCCUCACGUUCCUCGUCUCGUGGCUGCCAUUAUACGUAAUUUUUCUAAUAGCAAAGAUGGAUGUACUACCUCCCACCUUAGAGAACAUGAUACCAGUGGCUCAGUGGCUUGGUGCCUCAAAUAGCUCAUGUAACCCGAUCUUGUACUCAAUCCUCAAUAAAAAAUUUCGUGACGCUUUUCGUUCUUUGAUACCUUGUCCGAGAUCGAUACAUGGUCAAAGUAACACUCAGACUCAAACUAACACGAGCAAUUCCAUCUCCUUAAAUAAUUCAACCAUAAGUGCUGCUCCUCAAAUGGUAUCGUAUAGACAGCAACAUAAUAGGAACACUUUUAGAUAUCCCAUUGUUCGGGUUUAACUUCUUAAUGAAUUAAUUUGCAUUAAUUAGUGUAUUAUAAUUAGUGAAAAUGUUGUGAAAUUUGAAGUUUGGAUUUGACUUUUUAUUUUAGAAACAAACAUCAGCGAGUUGAAGAACACCACUGAAAGGUACAACAAUAAAAUAUAAUUUUGUAACAUAAAUUAACUCCGAAAGUCAACCGGUCACGACAAC
Messenger RNA from Folsomia candida, 3005 nucleotides. RefSeq names its product neuropeptide SIFamide receptor-like. Gene Ontology annotation, molecular function: neuropeptide Y receptor activity; peptide binding. The record is from RefSeq and is a predicted model, not a curated record. Gene Ontology annotation, biological process: G protein-coupled receptor signaling pathway. The transcript has 4 exons. Gene Ontology annotation, cellular component: membrane. The coding region runs from base 1629 to 2813 and encodes 394 amino acids. Lineage: Eukaryota; Metazoa; Arthropoda; Collembola; Entomobryomorpha; Isotomidae.